Messenger RNA from Laccaria bicolor S238N-H82, 1146 nucleotides. RefSeq lists its product as uncharacterized. The transcript is spliced from 7 exons. The record is from RefSeq and is a predicted model, not a curated record. Bases 1 to 1146 code for a protein of 381 amino acids. NCBI's taxonomy places the organism in Eukaryota, Fungi, Basidiomycota, Agaricomycetes, Agaricales, Hydnangiaceae.
AUGGCGCAUGUCGGAAAUCUAAAUCCAUACGUACGUCCGCCCAACGGUACCGCCAACCCAACUUGGUUGCAGGGCAUGUUUCUAAUCGAAUCUCAGGGGACUCAGCUGAGACUCAACGUUCAAUCCCUACCUCGACUUCAUUGUGUUCUCGUACGAGUAACAUGGAAGUCGAUGAUCCCAAGUUUCCUUACACACGAGUGCCGUAUGAUCCCACUGGUCCUUAUGCAAGUCCUUGAAUUCACCUUUUUCUCCGCUUUUGCUCAUAGAAUGACUGGCUGGGAUCGACUGUACUACGAUUUCGGUAUCCGCCAACCUGCUCUUCUGGUUCAUCGAGGAUGGGGCUGUAUCGUCUUGUACGCUGAACCUGAUGGACUGGCUUUGUUGCGUGAAGCGCAGGCGUUGGUCGGACGUGGUCGCGAUGAACAGUUCGAUCGCCACGUUGACCUCGUUGACGCCUAUGUUGAAAGGCUGCUUAGAGAUAAUGUUGAUGACCCGGAAAAUCAGACUUGGAUACGAAAAUGGACCCCGCUUCGUGCCAUGCCUGAAGGAGUCGAAAUCACUCCAGAGAUCAACAUCCUCUUGGAGACUGUGCUCAGAGAGUGGAAUGAACUAAAAGCACUUUUACCUCCAAAAGAAGCCGUUCUACGCUAUGACAGGCUCCUCAGCCUUCAGACCAAUGAACUUGAAGGAUUAUUUUGCCUUCAUGAUAAAAGCAUCUCUCGGCUCGUCCGUAUCGGUUUCUUUCCCGCUGCAGUCGUGUUAUUGAAAGAGGGCUCCCUUGACUUUGAGACUUUAGAUGAAGCACAACCCAAAGUAGCGCAAGUGUGUGAAGAUGUCCUAAAGGUUAUCAAAGUUGUUACAUUACAAUCUGAAGGAAAGAUUCCCGUCGAUACCGCAAGCAUCAAACAGCUUCAUUUUGAAUGCACUUUCCACUCUCGAUUCACGAUAAUUGAAAGGCCUGCUACCUAUGGAAUCACCUUCCCAGGCACCUUUCGACAAGCAAUUUGCUCCACAACCUACCCAGCUGAUGGUAAAAUUGGCGUGGUUCAAUACUGCCAUUUCCGCGAAGUCCCAAGCGAGGUAGAGAAGAUGUUAUCGCUAUCCAAUCAAUAUCGGAUCUACCAGCUUCACCCUUUUUUGCUUUGA